AUAUGGUGGUUAAGCCACUUUUUGGCAAAAUAACCCAACAACUUAUUUAUUUUUGUAAUGCAAAUUGUUGGGUUAAUCUUAGCAGUACAAUGGCUAAGGUAAAAAUAACCCAACAGCAGGUUGGUGUCAAAAUGACUCAUGAUUGGGUUAUCUGUUGACUUAUUAUUAACCCAACAGUUUUAAAUGAGUAUAUAAAUAUCAACUGUACAUCAUGCUGUGAGAUUUCUGUCAUAUCUCCCAACCCCAAUUAUACACAAAGAAGUUUUAGUUUCAUUUUGUUAGCCCAAGACCGUCCAGAAUCUCCUAUUUCAGUUUUGGUUCAGAACUUAUCGUUUCGAUGCAUCCCUAAUUACAUCUCUCCCACAUGUGUCAUUCCUGUAGAUCUUCAAAAAAAAAAAAAAAAUCUUGAGGAGUUUGAGAUCCACUGAGUGCACUUUGAGAAACUCUACUGGUUGGGGGAGGAGGUUCGAGAGGAAAGCAGGGGGUGGAAGAUGUGAAUGAAAGUAAGUCUGAAGAAGAGAGAGAGAGAUGAAAAAGAGGAGGGGCUACAGCCAACAAGGAGAGCUAUGGGGAGAAAUAAAGAGGCUCUCAGUCACCUCCCCCUCUCUCCUGUGGAGCCCAGCUACAUGACCCCAAAAAAGAGAGAGAGAGAGAGAGAGAGACGGUGGGAGGGAGGGAAUAAGUGAGUAGUGAGGAGGACAGCAGCGGCAGUAUAGAUGCAGCUCUCUUCAGCAUGUCAUGGAUCUGUGGACUGUUCUGGGACCAGCGUGUGGAAUAGUUAUGCAGGAUUUGGUGUGAUUAUCGUGAUUUCGGGAUGCCCUCCGUGUCUCUCAGUCUGCCCGCCGCUCUGGCCGGCCGCGCUCGUACCUGGGUCUGCCUGUCCUGCAUGUUCUGGCCUGAAGAGUUUGAAGCCGUUCAUUCGCACACCUUCCGGCUGAAGACGUUCAAGAAGGGGAAACACUGUGGUGUUUGCAAGCAGACGGUCAACAAUGAGGGGCUCAUCUGCAGAGUUUGCCGGUUAGCCUGUCAUCGGAAGUGUGAAGUCAAGGUCUCGUCCUCCUGUGUUCCUGUCGCCAACUAUGAACUGGCCCCCAGCAAUGAGCUCCCCCUGAAACAUAUCGAGACCACAGGCUCAACCAAAUCCUCCAAGAGCAUGGAGUCUCGACGCAGACCGUCAAGGAGUUUGAGUUUGAUCCAGGCCAUGGAGGAGAACUAUGAGGUGGAUCUGGUUUACAUCACCGAGCGCAUCAUUUCUGUCACCUUUCCCAGUAAUGCAGAGGAGCCCAGUUACAGCGCCAACAUUAAAGAAGUGGCAAACAUGCUGCGCUCCAAACAUGGAGACAACUACCUGCUCUUCAACCUCAGUGAAAAGCGCUUGGAUAUCUCCAAGCUGAAUCCCAAAGUUCUGGAUUUUGGCUGGCCGGAUCAUCACGCUCCUGCUUUGGAUAAGAUCUGCAGCAUCUGCAAAGCCAUGGACACUUGGAUGAACGCUGGCAGUCACAACGUGGUGGUCAUACACAACAAGGGAAACCGAGGUCGAACUGGGGUGGUUGUGGCUGCGUACAUGCAUUACAGCAACAUAUCAGCGAGUGCCGACCAGGCUCUGGACAGGUUUGCCAUGAAGAGGUUUUAUGAAGAUAAAGUGCUUCCUGUGGGUCAGCCUUCCCAGAGAAGAUAUGUGCAGUACUUCAGCGGUCUGCUCUCCGGCCACAUUAAGAUCAACAACAAACCCCUGUUUCUCCAUCACGUCAUCAUGCACGGCAUCCCAAACUUCGAGUCUAAAGGAGGUUGCCGCCCUUUCCUGAAGAUCUACCAGGCCAUGCAGCCCGUCUACACAUCUGGCAUCUAUAAUGUCCAAGGAGACAGUCAGACUAGUAUCUGCAUCACCAUUGAACCGGGCCUGCUUUUGAAAGGAGACAUACUGCUAAAGUGUUAUCACAAGCGUUUCCGCAGCCCAUGCCGUGAUGUCAUAUUCAGAGUUCAGUUUCACACCUGUGCUGUUCAUGAUCUGGGUAUCGUCUUCGGCAAAGAUGAGCUUGAUGAAACCUUUAAAGACGACAGAUUUCCAGAAUAUGGAAAGGUGGAAUUCGUCUUUUCUUUUGGCCCAGAAAAAAUCCAAGGAAUGGACCACCUUGAGAACGGGCCCAGUGUUUCUGUGGACUACAAUACCCAAGAUGCACUAAUCCGCUGGGAUUCCUACGAGAACUUCAACCAGCGCUGUGAAGACUCCAUGGAAGACGUUAUUCACACCGAAGGUCCAUUGGAUGGUAGUCUCUACGCUAAAGUUCGUAAGAAAGAGUCUCUGGAAGGAGGGGUUACAGCCAAUGGUCUCCCAGCUGCUGCUGAUCACACUUUACCUGCUGUAGACCACACUCUACCACCAGUUGACCACGCCUUGUCUGUAAGCAGUGAUUCAGGCAACUCCACAGCGUCCAUCAAGACUGACCGCACUGAUGAAGCCAGCCAUCAGCCAGCAUUGGUGAGUCAGCCAUCUUCCCAGCCCCUCAGCCCUGAGGAGAAACAGGAGCUGGACCAGUUGCUCAGUGGUUUGGAAGCACCAAUGCAUCGCACAGGUUACCAAAGCAGCCCUGGUGGGGGUGGUGGUGGAGGUGGUGGAGUCCUACAUCUCGUCCCUGCCCAGGUACACGUCAAUGGACACAGCAACAUAGACAGAGAGACAGAUAUCCUUGAUGAUGACUUGCCCAUCAGCCAGGAAGGGAACAGUGUGGACAGUCUUGGAACUCUCUCAUCUUUUGAGGGCAGAGCCACUCCUGCGGAUCUAUACUACCAGUCAGAGACAGUCAUUAAUGGACAAGAUAUGCCCUACUUAGAGAAGAGUGUCCAUGAGAAAAUGCUAGAGCCCAGAGUUCACAGCUCAUCAUCUGUCCAAGAGCACUUGGGAGCCCCUAGUGGGUAUGCUAACCAGAAUGGCAACAUCUAUCGAUCUCAGUCAUUAGGAGCAACCCCGAACACAGACCAGAAGUACAUGCCCAAAGCUCCAGCACGCACAACCAGCAGUAGGGAUGCCGUGCAGAGACUGAAUGUUUGGCAACAAUUUGGUGUACCAGAAGUCCCAGUCACAGAUGGGGUCACCUUCAACCCUGUACUACAAUCCCACAGCCUUCCAGAGUUCCCUCAGAUGGCAUCUCAACAAGAGAUUGAGCAGUCCAUUGAAGCCCUCAACAUGCUGAUGCUGGACCUUGAUCCAGCACUUACUCAAGUCCCCAAAUCCCACAGCGCUCCAUCUGGAGAAAGUGGUGUGGUCACCACCCAACCAUCUUUCUCUCAAACCCAAGCACGCCCAUCCUACCAGGCUGACACUGCUAUUCAUGACCGCGGUGCGGCCUCUUCAAUGGGAUUUCCUUUGACCUUUCAACAAGUAACUGGAGAGCCUUCACAACCCACCAUGAAACAGCAGAAACCCACAACUACAUCCCAGCAUGUCGAAUUCGCUUCUGAAGCAGGAGGUCAGGCCCCCAUGUCCCAGUCCACAGUGCCUUCCUCCACCUUUGGAGUUCUCCAGUUGAAACCCCUCAACAUUUAUCCCUCAAGUACCACAUCCCAGUCCCCCGAGCCUCAGGAGACUCAGCGUAGCUACUCUUCUUCCUCAUCCCCUCUUCCCAAAGAGUCUGAACCAGAAGAUAGCAGCUACAAAUUGGAGGGUCUUGUAGCUCACCGUGUAGCUGAGUACACUGCUCGUAUCCGCUGCAUCAAUGACAGCCAGAGUGCUCCCGAGUUUGGCCAUCGCCGCCGCUCUCUCUCCUUCAGUGGACUUCCAUCUGGUGAAAUGUCGCCAGAUGAGGCUGCAGUUCCUGGACGCUGUCGGACCCUUAGUGAGGGCCUUUCCCAAGACGAAAGCCCAACUCGAGGAAGCUCAGUCCGCUCCCCCAUUCGCUGCAUCUCACCAGAGCUGGCCAAUACAAUUGCUCUGAACCCUGGGGGGCGGCCCAAGGAGAGGCACAUGCACAGCUACAGAGAAGCGUUUGAGGAAAUGGAUGGGGGUCCCGUUAGCCCCCCUCCAAUUGUUGGUGGUGAGGUCCUACCCCAAACCCCUGCCUUCCCUGUCUCGCCACAAACCCCUUACUUCAACAUGUGUCGAUCUCCUCCAGGAUUGGCUAAAACACCACUGUCCUUUCUGGGCCUGAAGCCCCACAACCCUGCUGAGAUCCUGCUCAACCAGACAGGCUCAGAGAGUGAGGAUGAGGAAGAGCCUCGUAGUUAUGUGGAGUCUGUGGCGAAGGCAGCAGCAGUACCUGCAUCUCCAACAUAUGACAGCGACAGCUUAGCUCGUCCUGCCGGACCGUCCCAUGCUUACAAUGCUCCACUUUCCUCCAGCAGCCCCAUUCAGAACCCAGAUCCAGUUGAAAGCACAUUGGCUGACAGCGGGGUCGGGAUGAAUUCUUUAUCCCAGGCUGCUGUCGACAUUUUCCAUUUCCAGCCCUCCGAAAUCCCAUACCAACCACCACCACCCCCCUACCCAACCUCCAUGUUGGGUAGCUACAUCAGCCCUUCUCCAGCAGAGGCCAUGCAAAAUAAUACCACCACCAUCCAGCCACUUUCUGGAAGUCCUGGGACAAGACACCACACCAUCCUUUCUGACAUGGCGUCCGUUCCCAACUUUCAACACAGAUUAGCAAAUCAGGAUGGUCCCAUACUUGGGCGACAGCAGGCUCCAGCUAAUGGUCAUGUGCCUGGAAUUGCUGGUAGUCCAGUGCAAGGAAGACACACUAUGGUGUCCCAGGGUACACAAAGCAGUCCCAUACUGAGCAGACAGUAUCCUGUCACCCAGGGGAUUCAGAGUAGUCCAAUUCUCAGCAGGCAGCCAAUGGGACAAGCUGUCCAGAGCAGUCCAGUCCUCAACCGACAGGCAUCCCUGAAUCAAGCAAACCAAAGCAGUCCAGUGUUGAGUAGACAGCAGUCCAUUACCCUACCCAACCAAGGCAGCCCGGUCCUAAGCAGACAGUCCUCGCUUAGUCAUCCCAGUCAGGGUAGUCCUGUACUAGGACGCCACCCUUCCCUAACACAGGGUAGCCCCAGCCUGGAUAGGCAUCCGAUGUACAGCGGUUACACCACUCCAGAAGAGCGACACGGAGCUCUGUCACGCCAAAGCAGCUCUUCAGGAUACCAGCCGCCAUCUACACCGUCUUUCCCAGUUUCUCCAGCAGGAUACAUCGAGGGAGCGGGAUUCAGACAGGGGAGUCCUGCUUUCCAACCUCAGUUGCCCGAAAAGAGACGCAUGUCCAGCAGUGACCGCACCAAUGGUGGCCUGUCCUAUGGGACGCUCAAUGGGAAGAUGUCCUCACCGGUGUCCAGUGGCGGCAGCACUCCGAGUGUUCAUUUCUUCCACACACUCCCCGAUUUCUCCAAACUCAACAUGUGUGAUGGAAGUCCAGAAACCAGAAUGAACGUGAAGUUUGUCCAGGACACGUCCAAAUUCUGGUAUAAACCAGAUAUCUCGAGAGACCAAGCGAUUAACAUGCUGAAGGAUCAAGAUCCUGGGGCCUUUGUGAUUCGGGACAGUCAUUCAUUCAGAGGAGCCUACGGCUUGGCUAUGAAAGUGGCUUCACCACCUCCAACCACUCAACCUACAAAGAAAGCUGGAGAUGUCACUAAUGAGUUGGUGAGGCAUUUUCUAAUUGAGACGAGUCCGAAGGGUGUGAGACUGAAGGGCUGCCCCAACGAGCCGUACUUUGGCUGCCUGUCUGCGCUGGUCUACCAGCACUCCAUCACUCCACUGGCACUGCCCUGCAAACUAGUCAUACCAACCAGAGAUCCUCUGGAAGAGUCACCUGAGAUCGCAACACCAACCAACCCGGCGGCAGAUAUGCUCAAGCAGGGCGCAGGGCAGAAGAGUUCAGCUGAUGGCCAUGCAUGCAAUGUGCUGUACAUCAACUCUGUGGAUAUGGAGUCUUUGACUGGACCUCAAGCCAUCGCCAAAGCCAUUUCAGAAACCAUGAACGCCAGUCCGGCACCCUCAGCCACCAUUGUUCACUUCAAGGUGUCGGCACAAGGCAUCACACUCACAGACAACCAGAGAAAGCUUUUCUUCAGACGUCAUUAUCCCAUCGGCACAGUCACGUUCUGUGACAUUGAUCCACAGGAGAGGAAGUGGAACAAACCAGAGGGUGGCACUGCCAAAUUCUUUGGCUUUGUGGCUAGAAAGCAAGGCAGCACGACAGACAAUGUCAGUCACCUGUUUGCUGAGAUGGACCCAGAUCAGCCGGCCACCGCCAUCGUCAACUUUGUCUCUAAAGUGAUGAUCAGCUCUCAGAAGCGGUGAAGCUCUUCACGCAGCACUGCUUUCCAGAGGACACUUUCCUUUCGCUCUCUUUGGAUUAUAUUUUGAGUUUCUGUAUGUUUGGGCUGUGUGUGAAUGUGAACGUGAGGAAGGGCUAUUGGGACGGCAGUGAGGAUGAUGGACAGAGGAAGUGCAGAGUGGGUGAAGAGGAGUGACGUACAGUAUGGAUGGGAGGUGAUCUUCAUCUCGGAGCAGCAGAUGUGGGAAUGAUGUCAGUGAUUUUGUUGCUUUUUUUAAGAAAAAAAAAGGAAAUGUAAAAAAAAAAAAAGAAGAAGUUAAGGAGGUUAAAAUGUGGGGCUGAUGUACCAAAGAUAAGAGAGCGGUCAGGAUGAACCAAUCGUUAUUCAAGCAUUCUUGUAUAUCUAGAAAAAAACCACGGCUGCUUUGUUAAAACUGUACAUAUGAACCGAAGCAUCACCUCUUUUCUUUCUGAAAGCGGCUCUAGUUUCUGACGCUACAAGUGCAAGACUUUUUUUCCCCCAAAAUCUGGAUGAGUUAAAAACUUUUAAGGGAUUUUACAGGUAACUUGCACAUAAGCUAAAAGUAAGUGAUUCAUCUCCAUUCACUUAAAGGGGUACAGUUCACCUAAAUAUAUAAAUGACCUCAUUUUUACUUCUGUUGAAUACAAAACAAGAUAUUUUGAAGAAUGAUGGUUGCUGCCACCAAUUGACCUCCAUAGUAUUUUUUUUUCUUACUACAGAAGUUAAUUGGUGCCAGCAACCAGCAUUCUUUAAAAUAUGUUCUGUUGUUUUCAACAGAAACACAAUUGAAAAAUACUUAAAUAGGUGAAGAGUGAAUAAAUGAUGACAGACUUUUUAUUUUUUGGGUGAACUUUCCCUUUAAGGUCAAUAAAUACUGUAUGCAGUAAAUAUUUCUUUGCUCAUGAAGGUGCAAUGGAACAGUGCAUGUAUAGUCAGAUUCUAGAUAUUAGUCGCUAAUGUGUUGCCAUAAUUUUUGGACGUAAGGAAAUAAUGUGGUGAUGCCAUUUCGUAAACUGUCAACAAAUGUAUGUAUAGAUUAUAUUUGCUUUUAAGUUAAUGUCUAUAUCUAAGCAUAACUCACAUUUCUUUAUAUAGCACUUCAUAAAAUGCUGAUUUUGGUAAAGUAAUCUCUUGGUAAAAUCGGCAAAGAAGAAAAGGCAUCAUUAUUAAACUCACUCUGUAAAAAAGAUGACAAAGUCAUAACAACAAAUAUUUGUCACUUUCAUUUUAAUCAGAUUUGAACUAAACAUGUUUUUCAGUUAUACAAAGUUUACCCUAAUGUUUUAGAUUAUGUUGUGAUGAGUCAAAGUUCAGUUAAUUCAACUGAGAAAAAAAAUGACAGCAACAGUUUUAGUUUAAUAAACAGUGUCAGUUUUGCAGAGUUCUAUAAAAAAAAAAUUCUAACUGUGAAGCAACUUUUAAACAAGACAAAUCAUUAUUUAGCCUAGCCCAGUUUAGCUACUCAUUAAGUCAACAUUAAUUCAGUUCACUUACUGUCAGUUGCAAAGUUCUUCAUUCAUGAAAUUCAUUUCAAUAAAUUUGAAUUUUAAAGCAGCUUUUUUAUAUAAGAAAACAAUGGUGUCAUUAUAU
Molecule: messenger RNA, 7869 nt
Organism: Danio rerio (zebrafish)
Lineage: Eukaryota; Metazoa; Chordata; Actinopteri; Cypriniformes; Danionidae
Source: RefSeq, a predicted model, not a curated record